UAAUAGCUGAAGCUGUAAAGAAUCUAACACACCAUGGAAGAAAGGCAAAAUGUGAAUCGCAUACCAGAAUACCGCCCCAUCCACCAAGAGGGCUAUCUUGGUGCUGGCAGUAGCAACGUGUCAUCUGAAGGGCCGCAAGAAACUCUUCAGCUGAAGAAGGAAAUCUCUUUGUUAAAUGGGGUUAGCCUUGUAAUAGGCAAUAUGAUUGGAUCGGGGAUCUUUGUUUCUCCAAAGGGGGUCCUGUUCCACAGUGCCUCCUAUGGGCUAUCACUUGUGGUGUGGGCCAUUGGGGGUAUCUUCUCAGUGGUUGGUGCCCUCUGUUAUGCAGAGCUGGGAACCACCAUCACCAAAUCUGGAGCCAGCUAUGCUUACAUUCUGGAAGCCUUUGGGGGCUUCAUUGCCUUUAUCCGUCUGUGGACCUCACUGCUAAUCAUUGAGCCCACAAGCCAGGCCAUCAUUGCCAUCACUUUUGCUAACUACAUUAUCCAGCCUAUAUUUCCUUCUUGUGAGCCACCAUACAUAGCUUCUCGUCUGCUUGCUGCUGCUUGUAUAUGUCUGCUGACAUUUGUGAACUGUGCGUAUGUGAAGUGGGGGACGCGUGUACAGGAUGUGUUCACCUAUGCCAAGGUUCUUGCCCUUAUUGCUAUCAUCGUCACAGGCCUUAUAAAACUGUGCCAGGGACAUUCUGAGCACUUUCAGGAUGCAUUUCAGGGCGCUUCCUGGGAUAUGGGAAACCUCUCUCUCGCCCUGUAUUCUGCCCUCUUCUCUUACUCAGGUUGGGACACCCUUAAUUUUGUAACAGAGGAAAUAAAAAACCCAGAAAGGAACUUGCCUCUGGCUAUUGGGAUUUCUAUGCCUGUUGUGACACUCAUCUAUAUCUUGACCAAUGUGGCCUACUAUACAGUGUUGGAUAUCCAGGCUGUGCUGGGGAGUGAUGCCGUGGCUGUGACAUUUGCUGACAAGGUGUUUGGCGUAUUUAGCUGGACAAUUCCUAUUGCUGUUGCCUUUUCCUGCUUUGGAGGCCUCAACGCGUCCAUCUUUGCUUCAUCGAGGUUGUUCUUUGUGGGUUCUCGAGAAGGUCAUCUCCCCUAUCUUCUAUCCAUGAUUCACAUUGAACGCUUCACACCUGUUCCUGCUUUGCUCUUCAAUUGCACCAUGACCAUCAUCUACCUCAUUGUGAAGGAUGUCUUCCUGCUUAUCAACUACUUUAGCUUCAGUUACUGGUUCUUUGUGGGCUUAUCAGUUGUAGGGCAGCUCUACCUCAGGUGGAAGGAGCCAGAAAGGCCUAGACCCCUCAAGCUGAGCCUGUUUUUCCCUAUUGUUUUCUGCGCAUGCUCUGUUUUCCUGUUGGUUGUACCCCUUUACAGUGAUACUAUCAACUCUCUGAUUGGCAUUGGAAUUGCUUUUUCUGGCAUCCCAGUAUACUUUGUGGGUAUCUACUUGCCUGCAUCCAAGAAACCACUCUUUAUUGGGAAGAUUCUGGCUGCUAUCACUAAGGCCACACAAUUACUCUGUCGCUGCGUCCUGACUGAACUGGACUUAAGUGAAGAAAGGAAAACUGAAAGAAAAUCUGACUAGGGGCCAGAGGCUUCUUCCUCUAAGGCCAGGAAAACCAGCUGCACAUGGGCCAUCAAAGCCCAGGUGACUGCAUAGCCAGGAAAUAGGACAGCAAAACCUCCUGAGGGUGGGGAAGAGUCUUCUACAGUCUGGAGCUCAAUUUUCCCACAUGGCAGUCCUCUCCUGGAAUGAAACUCCAAACCCCUAUGUUGACAUUUGACAGGCUUAGGGGGGAGUCUGUGGAAUGAUGGUAGAGGAAAAGGGAAUGUUGGGGAGACCAUACUGGUAAGAAAAAAAAAAAGUUGGUAGGAGGAAGAGGGCAUGCUGUCGAGGAGAUAGAUGUGGAGUCUAGAAAGAGCACAUAACCUUCUCCUCCUGGAGCCAGACAGUAAUAAGCCAGAUUCCAGUAGAAGAACUGGGUCACAUCUUCAAUCUCCUAAGUCAGAAGUUUGGAUUUGGUCAGAGUAAAGCUAUUUUAAAACCUAGAAUCCUUCCCCACCCCACCUUCCCUCCUCCCUCUCCCUCACUGAGAACUCUUGCCAUCAU
Messenger RNA from Trichosurus vulpecula (common brushtail), 2103 nucleotides. It is a transcript of the gene SLC7A6, whose product is annotated as solute carrier family 7 member 6. Gene Ontology annotation, biological process: amino acid transmembrane transport. Gene Ontology annotation, molecular function: L-amino acid transmembrane transporter activity. The transcript has 9 exons. NCBI's taxonomy places the organism in Eukaryota, Metazoa, Chordata, Mammalia, Diprotodontia, Phalangeridae. Gene Ontology annotation, cellular component: membrane. Bases 34 to 1578 code for a protein of 514 amino acids. The record is from RefSeq and is a predicted model, not a curated record.